AUGGCGUCCGACUCCUUCCAGUACCGGGCCAUCUUUGAGUACAAGCGGGAGCGUGGCGAUGACAUCAACCUCCAGACGGGCGACCUGCUCACCGUGCCCAAGGCCUCGCUGGUGGCGGCGGCGGCGGGGGGGCUGGAGUACCAGGAGGGGGGGGAGCGGAGCCCCCGAGGCUGGCUGCACGGAACCAACGAGAGGACCAAGGAGACGGGCGACUUCCCGGGGACGUUUGUGGAGUACGUGGGCGUGGUGAGAGGCGGACUUCCUGUGGCUAAGUCCUGGUCCAGGGCCGUGCCAGCGACCCCUGGUGGUCAACAGAGCGCCGCGGGCCCUCAACACCUUUCAGGAGCAGCUUCAGCUUCAGGUGUGGAGGCGGAGCUUCUGUCUGACGCCGCCCCCUUGGUCGUGUGGAGACUCGUCGAAGCCGUCGAGAAACUCGGUGUGAACAGCGAGUCCCUGUACCGAGGUCCUCCGGCCUCCGGGGGACCCGUCGAGCUGCGACAGGCUCUGGACUCAGACCCGCUCUCAGUGGACCUGGACCAGUACGAUGUGGUUUCUCUGACUGAGGCGCUCAGAGGUUUCCUGCAGGACCUGCGCGGCCCCGUGAUCCCGACCGCGGUCUACAGCGAGCUGGUCUACACCGCUCAAGAGAGUGUGAGCGUGGAGGAGUGCGGCGAGCGGCUGAAGAGGAUCCUGGAAUCUCCCAGCAUGCCUCAGGCCAACCAGCAGCUCCUGGUCCACCUCAGCAGACACCUGGCCCGGGUCGGCCAGCAGAACCCGGCCGGACCCCGGCUGCUGGGCCAGAGCUUCGCCCAGCUCGUCUUCAAGAACUCUGCUCUCAGUGCGGAUGUGAACCCGGAGCAUCACGUCCGGAUCCUGGAGGCUCUGAUCGCAACAGGCGGACUCAUGGAGAUCCAAACGGCCCCAGCUCUUCCUCCGAAGCCGGCGAAGCCCCAGCAGCCCUCCUCGGUCGUGGUGGGGGGGGGCGGCGGCAACACCGGCGCCAAGGAGGGAGGAGCAGGAAGCUCUCUGCAGGACGCCGAGUGGUACUGGGGAGACAUCUCCAGGGAAGAGGUGAACGACAAACUCAGAGACAUGCCCGACGGGACCUUCCUGGUGCGGGACGCUUCCACCAAGAUGCAGGGCGACUACACUCUCACACUGAGGAAAGGGGGAAACAACAAGCUGAUAAAGAUCUACCACCGCGACGGGAAGUACGGCUUCUCCGACCCCCUGACCUUCAGCUCGGUGGUGGACCUCAUCAGCCACUACAGACACGAGUCUCUGGCUCAGUACAACACCAAGCUGGACGUCAAGCUGGUGUUCCCCAUCUCCCGCUUCCAGCAGGACCAGCUGGUGAAGGAGGAUAACAUCGAUGCGGUGGGGAAGAAGCUCCAGGAAUAUCACAAUCAGUACCAGGAGAAGAGCAAAGAGUACGACCGACUGUACGAAGAAUACACCAAGACGUCGCAGGAGAUCCAGAUGAAGCGCACGGCCAUCGAAGCCUUCAACGAGACCAUCAAGAUCUUCGAGGAGCAGUGCCACACGCAGGAGCGCUACAGCAAGGACUACAUCGAGCGCUUCCGCCGCGAGGGCAACGACAAGGAGAUCGAGCGGAUCCUGAUGAACUACGAGAAGCUCAAGUCGCGGCUCGGAGAGAUCCACGACAGCAAGGUGCGGCUGGAGCAGGACCUGAAGACACAAGCCAUGGACAACCGCGAGACGGACAAGAAGAUGAACAGCCUGAAGCCCGACCUCAUACAGCUCCGCAAGAUCAGGGACCAAUAUCUAGUCUGGCUCAAUCACAAAGGAGUUCGACAGAAACGAAUUAACGACUGGCUGGGAAUCAAGAACGAGACCACUGACGAAGCGUACUUUGUGACCGAGGAGGACGAGAACCUGCCGCACUGCGAUGAGAAGAGCUGGUUCGUCGGGGACUUGAACCGAGUUCAGUCGGAGGAGCUGCUGAUCGGCAAGCCCGACGGAGCCUUCCUCAUCCGAGAGAGCAGCAAGAAGGGCUGCUACGCCUGCUCUGUCGUUGUUGAAGGCGAGGUGAAGCACUGUGUGAUCUACAGCACGCCGCGUGGCUUCGGCUUCGCGGAACCUUACAACCUGUACGGCAGCCUGAAGGAGCUGGUGCUGCACUACCACCAGACGUCGCUGGUGCAGCACAACGACUCUCUGAACAUCCGCCUGGCCUUCCCCGUCUACGCACACAUGCCCCCCGGACGCAGAUGA
Molecule: messenger RNA, 2235 nt
Organism: Limanda limanda (common dab)
Lineage: Eukaryota; Metazoa; Chordata; Actinopteri; Pleuronectiformes; Pleuronectidae
Gene: pik3r3b
Product: phosphoinositide-3-kinase, regulatory subunit 3b (gamma)
Exons: 14
Coding region: 1-2235 (744 amino acids)
Biological process (GO): phosphatidylinositol phosphate biosynthetic process; insulin receptor signaling pathway
Cellular component (GO): phosphatidylinositol 3-kinase complex
Molecular function (GO): 1-phosphatidylinositol-3-kinase regulator activity; protein binding
Source: RefSeq, a predicted model, not a curated record